UUUGAAGUUAGUUUAAAAUGUUCAAAUGACAAGUAACCUGAAUAAAACAUUUUUGAAAGUUACCAAAUACAUUUGCAGGCUUAUUUCUGGGAUAUGCUUUGUGUUCAAAUCAUGUUUUGACACAUAACACAACACAACACACAACACCUUUCUGUCAGUGUGACAUAACCCCUCCCCCUGUCCUGUAUUGGAAAAAAACACACACCCAGAGGCAGCAGCGUAUAAAGGCAGAGUCAUUCUUAGGCAACAGUGGACUUUAGGACCUGCAGUGAGUUGGAGAUGAGUUCAAGGAAGCAGGAACGCUCCAGACUCAAGGAUUCCCAGCAGGAAAAUGGAGUCCAGUCGAACCAUUACAGCACCAUCUCUCCUCCUGGCUCACCCGUGGCCCAAGAGGAACCUUUCUCCACCUACUUUGAGGAGAGGGUUCCCAUUCCAGAAAGUCCCAACCAGAUAUUCAGUUUCCGUAAACUCUGGGCCUUCACCGGACCAGGGUUUUUGAUGAGCAUUGCUUACUUGGAUCCUGGGAACAUCGAAUCAGACCUGCAGUCUGGUGCAAAAGCUGGUUUUAAGCUCCUAUGGGUGCUGCUUGUGUCCACCAUCAUUGGGCUGCUGCUGCAGAGGCUCGCUGCACGCCUCGGCGUCGUCACCGGGAUGCACCUGGCUGAGGUCUGCAACCGCCAGUAUCCCACCGUUCCACGGAUUAUUCUCUGGUUAAUGAUCGAGCUGGCUAUUAUUGGUUCAGACAUGCAGGAGGUCAUCGGCUGUGCCAUAGCUUUCAACCUUCUGUCAGUGGGCAGGAUCCCACUGUGGGCAGGAGUUCUCAUCACCAUCACAGACACAUUUGUGUUCCUCUUUUUAGACAAAUACGGCUUGAGGAAACUUGAAGCUUUCUUUGGAUUUCUGAUUACUGUAAUGGCCAUAAGUUUUGGUUAUGAGUACGUUCUGGUGAAACCGGAUCAGGGAGAGGUUCUUAAAGGGAUGUUUUUGCCGUACUGUGCUGACUGCGGGCCCGUGCAGCUGGAGCAGGCCGUGGGAAUCGUUGGUGCUGUCAUCAUGCCCCACAACAUCUACCUGCACUCAGCGCUUGUAAAGUCCAGAGAAGUGGAUCGGAAAAAUAAGAAGGAAGUAAAAGAAGCCAAUAAGUACUUUUUUAUCGAAUCAUCUAUCGCCCUUUUCGUGUCCUUCCUCAUCAACGUCUUCGUCGUCGCAGUCUUUGCUCAGGCUUUUUACAAUAAAACUAACAUGGACGUGUACGAUGAGUGCAACAAGACCGGCAUCCACCACGACGACCUCUUCCCUCUCAACAAUGGCACUCUGGAGGUGGACAUCUACAAAGGGGGAGUGGUGUUGGGGUGUUUCUUUGGACCUGCAGCUCUCUACAUCUGGGCUGUCGGGAUUCUGGCAGCCGGUCAGAGCUCCACCAUGACGGGCACUUACUCUGGACAGUUUGUGAUGGAGGGGUUUCUGAACCUGAAGUGGUCUCGUUUUGCUCGGGUGCUGCUGACCCGUUCCAUCGCUAUCACGCCAACGCUCCUCGUCGCCAUUUUCCAGGACGUUCACCAUCUGACGGGGAUGAACGACUUCCUCAAUGUGCUUCAAAGCAUGCAGCUUCCGUUUGCUUUGAUCCCGAUCCUGACGUUCACCAGUCUGACUUCCAUCAUGAAUGACUUUGCUAACGGGCUGGCGUGGAAGAUUGCAGGAGGCGUCCUCAUCCUGGUGGUUUGUGCAAUCAACAUGUACUUUGUGAUUGUUUAUGUGACUGCGCUGAACAGCAUCCUGCUCUACGUUAUCGCUGCUCUCCUCUCCUUGGCAUACCUGGCCUUCGUGAUCUACCUGGCUUGGCACUGCCUGGUUGCCCUGGGGGUUUCCUGCCUGGACUGUGGCAGCAGGAUGGACGGUGGACUGUCCCGCCACACAGACCUGUACCUACUGAAUGACAUGGAGACGGAUCCGCAGGCUGAGAGAUAAUGGGACGCCGGGUGCAGUCCGGUGCUGCACUCUGACUGUAGACGCACGAUUUGACUGGAGGGAACCUCUGAAGCUCGGCCAGUAUAACUUUCUCUUCAACCCUCGGCGUCUCACAUCAGCUGAAGUGUCCUUACGGCGCACCAGGAGACAUUUAAACAUGUCCAACAUCUCAGACGCUUCGUCUUUCCUGGACAGCAUCCUGUAUAUUAAAUGGUGUGUGGGUGCUAAAGGGAGAUCUGAGAAGCUGGAUAAUGCCAAGGACACUUGGUGUUAGCGACCACACACUGCAGCACAUAUUCAAUCAUUUCCUUUCGUGAACAAAUCAAAUAAUGAAACCUCAAUAGCAAAUUAUCAGAGCAAUAGAUUCAGAGAAACGGUGGUGCUUGAAUGCUGGUGUCCAUCAUUCCCAACAAACUACUGCACACUGCUCUUUAUUAGCCAUUUUUUUCUCACCUUCAACAUUUUUAUCCGUCAGGGAAAACGUACAAUAGUUUAUAUAAUUAUCUACAUAUUUAUAAAUAUGUUACUGCUGCAUUAUUAGGUCAUACUGUGUGUCUCAGUAUGUUUGUUGUUUUAAACGUUAGCUCUUUGUCAGGGACCAAGCUGCUUCCCUUUAUGUUACAAAAGCCUGGGAUAAAUUAUUUAUUCAGAUAUUUAACUCAAAGUCAUUGUAAAAAGUGAGAAGGGUGUUCAAUAUGAGUAAAAAAAGUCAUCUGGUCUUUAAGCACUUACUUUAGACUGACAUAGAUUUUUUUUUUUCUCCAAAUAAUUUUAAAGACAUUUGUGGCCGAAUGGUGGAUUUAGUAUGAUACAAGCAUGCUAAAUAAAACUCAGAAAUCAUUUAUAAUUAACAAGUAUAAAAAUUUUUUAUUUCACCCAUGGUUGAAUUAAAUUAUAUUUUUAUUUCAUACAAAGAACCAGAUGAUUUUUUAAAAAUUUUAACCUGAAUGAUCAAACAUGAAAUUAUUUGUACAAUGACAAAGUUCAUAGUUAAAAUAUCCAAGAUGAAUGUAAAAGAUAAAAGGUUUAAUAUAUAUGAUAUAUUGGUCACAUUUCUCCCUUUGUUGUUUUUUUAAAUAAUAUAUAAGAAAAUAUCAGAGGUUUUUUUUGUUGAAUAUCUAAGGAACCCAUUUGCUCCAAGAGUACAAAGUUGAUGUUAUCUUAUGUUUGGCAAAAAAGUUACUUUAAUUUGAAAGAACAUUAAUUAUUAUACAUAAGCUGCAGUGUUUUUUUUCUGUUUGAAACCAUGUCACCACUUUCCGUUACUUUUUGUGUCUUAUUGUAAGCAUCACAACCCAACCGUUGACAAAAACCGGAUGGCGUUUAUAGGAGGAACGUGAAGUUAUGCAGCAGCGUUUUUGUCUUCACAUGUUCAAUCUGUGAUUUUUCAGAAAUACUAGCCUGUGAUGCUGCUGUUCAUUCUUUGUUUUUAAAGUGCCAAGUUAAGCUUUAGGCAUGCAUCACUUGUGACAAGUUAGAGGAGAUAAUGCUGAGAUCAAAUGUGCUUCUUCGGGUAUUUCAUUAGAGUUUUAAUAAUAAUAAUAAUAUGCAAUAAAUCACCUAAAUUGUUAGCAAACACAACCGAAGUGACAAUUCACUAUGUGUUCCCAUUCUUCGCACGUUCCCGUUAAUUCAACUUCUUUCACGAACCUGCAACAGCGUUUUACUCUGAUGGAUAAAUUCUUUACCCAUGUUUCUGCUUCCAUCUUUUUCCCUGAGGUCAGUUAAGUUUUAUUUUAAAAAUCUGUAUUUCUGUUUCUAGCUGUGCAUUUUUUCUGUUUCGAAUGUUUCAGUUGGUCUAGAUGUCUUGAAAAGAUGCACUAGCUUGUAUUGAUUUCCCCCAACUUUGUGCAGUCCGUUACCGAAAAAAAAAAAAAAAUGCAGCAAAUAACUUAGAAACAAAUGUGUGUCGGAAAACUGGCAGCUAAAGUGAGCUGCUGUGAUAUUUAUGGGGCGAUGCAUACAUCCUACAGAGUAUUUGUAACUUAAAGUUGUUGUAUGAUUUUUAUUAUUAUUUAAUUUAAAAGAUGGACUAAAGUGCAUUCAGAGAAAUUAAUAGAAAUCAGAAGUAACAGAUUUAGGGCAGUGACCUUUCAAAAUAAAAGCAGCUAGUAACAAGAGGCUACUAGACAAGAGGAAGAGCAGAAGAAAAAUACUAGAUUAUUAACAGCUGUACCAUCAUCCAUGGUAGCUGUGAAUGUGGACUACUGAUUUGCAUCAUUAAAUCCAAAUUCUUCUCCUGACCAAAUAUCAAACUGAACUUGUACUGUAUGUUUUUAUUCCACAGUGCCUCCUAUGCUCACCAGCGUGCCUCAGCUAACAAAUGUUUGGCACACUUUUAUUUUAUUUUUUUUUAAAAAAAGCAUCUGAGUACAUGAGGAAAAAAAUGAAAGAUAUAUUUGAAAACCUACAUAAGCUUUAUAAGUUGAGUCUUUGAUAAUGUUCUGAAACGCUAGCAUUUGGAUUAUAUUGUGUUACAUGUAGAUCUCCACGUUUUAAAGACGUUCCAAUGUCAUGCUAAUUUUGGCACAUUUCUGGUCUGUAGACAGAAAGCUACUGAGGUGAUAUGUUGUUUUUCAGAACUUAUGAAACUGCACAGUAGGGUCCACCAUUGAAAACAUGUGUAAAGGUGGUUUUCUCCCAUCUGUAUUUUAAUGUUUUAAUAUUGGUUUUUUUUUUCUUGCCAAACCAAAAGAGUUGAGCAUUUUUGAAAAGCUGUUUCUUAAAAAAUAAAUAUAUCCACAAUUUUA
This is a messenger RNA of Xiphophorus hellerii (green swordtail), 4718 nucleotides long. Its product is annotated as natural resistance-associated macrophage protein 2-like. The coding region runs from base 280 to 1968 and encodes 562 amino acids. Gene Ontology annotation, biological process: iron ion transmembrane transport; manganese ion transport. Lineage: Eukaryota; Metazoa; Chordata; Actinopteri; Cyprinodontiformes; Poeciliidae. Gene Ontology annotation, cellular component: lysosomal membrane; endosome membrane; plasma membrane. The transcript is spliced from 16 exons. The record is from RefSeq and is a predicted model, not a curated record. Gene Ontology annotation, molecular function: cadmium ion transmembrane transporter activity; manganese ion transmembrane transporter activity; iron ion transmembrane transporter activity.